Molecule: messenger RNA, 4841 nt
Organism: Diaporthe batatas
Lineage: Eukaryota; Fungi; Ascomycota; Sordariomycetes; Diaporthales; Diaporthaceae
Exons: 3
Coding region: 160-4611 (1483 amino acids)
Biological process (GO): protein polyubiquitination; DNA damage response
Cellular component (GO): nucleus
Molecular function (GO): ubiquitin protein ligase activity; ATP binding; ATP-dependent chromatin remodeler activity
Source: RefSeq, a predicted model, not a curated record
CUUUCCUUCCUUUCCCCCUCCCCCCCAACCAAUCGUCCCCAUCAUCUCCCACCAUCUGUCUCCUCAGGUCGGGCUGGGCACCUCCGUCUUCAAGACGGACGCACAGAAGACCUGCAGAGACCUCAAUCACUCACUAACUCACUCGCCAACCAAACCAACAUGAGCCGAAAGGCUGCCGUUGGCUCACAGCCAGACAUCACCGUUCAUGUGCACGCAGCAGAUCCGAUUCCAUCAUCUCUCAUUGGCCUCAUCCGUUCCUUUUAUGCGAAGGAGACCAAUCGUGAUGGCCGGCCCGCCAAACGCCAGAAAACCGAUGCUGCCGGCCCCGAGUCCGUCACCAUCGUUCGGGAGCAGCUCGUGAUAGAAAGGACAAAUGCCCAUCAGCCUCUGGAUUUCACAUCCUGUCAUAUUUCCGGUGUCCAGUCUCAGCUUCGGUUCUGCUUGGCUGCCUCGGAUGCCAAGGCAAAUCCCGCGUACUCUUACAUCUUCACAGUCUCUGCGAGAUCACCAUCCAAGGGUGGCAACUUCUGCAUUGCUUUCCCACUCAAGACAAAGGAUGUGCCAGAUCGUCUCGCAGCAAUUCUCUCAGCACGCGACGUCUUGUGGUCUGACCCUGGCACCCAAGAUGCCAUCUGGCUAAAUGCAGACGUUCGUCUCGGUGCAGAUGAUGGCACCACUGUACUCACAUUUGACUUUCAAGUUCACUGGAAUGUUAGCACCUCGGUCUUUGCGACAGUAUUUUCCCCGUAUCAACGGAAAUUCAGGAGACAGGUCUUGGCUGAGGCGUUCCCGGAAUUUUUCACCCCCCCUGAGCAGGACCACCCAGACUCGUGCUCGCCUCAGAUGUUUUACGAGGCAGCACACGUCCCCAAUCAAAAUUCCACUCCACCAGAGGACUUUACCAUUGAAGGAAUGAAUGCGACACUGUAUCCUUUCCAACGUCGAGCUGUACAAUGGAUGCUUCGUCGAGAGGGUGUCCAGUGGCAAACAGACGGAAAUGUUAAGGACGUCGGCUUCGAACCCUUCGCUGCCCCAAGUGCGUUCACAGAGGUGCAAGAUGCUGAUGGCAAGGUCUGCUAUAUCAGCAAGCUCCUCGGAAAGGUCACCAAAGACCUGGCAGCAUUUGCCGGAUUGGAACAGAACUUUAGAGGGGGCAUUCUCUCCGAGGAAAUGGGUCUGGGAAAGACUGUUGAGAUCUUGGCACUUUGCCUUCUCCACCGCCAACAUGGCGAGCCUGUGGAGGCGUACGACUACUAUCUUGGAGAGAAGGUCAGGUCGACUCCCGCCACUCUCAUUGUUUGCCCAUCGUCCUUGAAGAAGCAGUGGCUCUCAGAACUCAAAACGCACGCACCUGAUCUGGACGUCAUGGCAUACAAUGGUCUUAAUCAGCAUGUGCGGGAAGAGCAAAGCAGGGAGCGUGCGCUCAUUGAAGACUUGGCUAGCCACGAUGUGGUUGUGACUACGUAUAAUGUGUUGACCUCCGAGUUGGACUACGCGCUCGGUGAACCAGACAGAGCGAGGCGGAACCCCAGGAAGUACCACCGACCCAGGUCUCCACUAACACAACUAUCUUGGUGGCGUGUCUGCCUUGACGAAGCUCAGAUGAUAGAGAGUGGUGUUUCAAAGGCGGCCACUCUGGCGCGGCUGCUUCCCCGCGUUCACGCUUGGGGCGUCACUGGAACUCCUGUGAAAGACAGUGUGGAGGACCUUCGAGGCUUGUUGUUGUUCUUGCGAUACGAGCCUUUCGCAUCGAAUGUCGCGGCCUGGACUGCGCUGGUCAAAUUCCAUCAAGACGGCUUUCGACGACUCUUCAACCAGCUAUCCCUGCGCCACUCGAAGCGGCUCGUGAGACACGAGAUAGACAUUCCUCCGCAGAAACGGUAUGUAAUUACGAUGCCUUUUACCGCAGUCGAGGAACAGCACUACCAAACUCUAUUCAGAGAAGUGGUUGAAGCCUGUGGUCUGGACCCACAGGGUGCGCCGAUCCAUGAAAACUGGGACCCAGAGGAUCCCGGUGUGCUAGAGGGAAUGAGAACCGCCUUGGAUCGGCUGCGGCAAACCGCAUUACAUCCUGAAGUUGGACAACGAAAUCGAAGAGCCCUAGGGCACAGAAGAGGCCCUAUGCGCACCGUGGCAGAAGUUCUCGAUGUCAUGAUCGAGCAGAGUGAGGUUUCCAUACGUGCCGACCAGCGGGCGCUGCUGUCAGCUAAGUUGAGGAGAGGCCAAUUGCUGGAGAACUCACCUCGUGUCAAGACCGCGCUCGAUAUUUGGAAAGGCGUCCUAGAGACCAUUGACAAUGUCGUACAAGAGGCACGGGAGAAACUCCAGUUCGAGAUUGAAGUUGCCAAAUCCUCUGGCAAAGAACGCAUCACGGCAGAAGACGACGCCAACGAUGAGGAAUUGAACACAGGCCGUGCAGGAGAGGCCCGCAGGCGUUACCGAUCAGCGCUGGAAAUUCAGCACAAAGCCGUCUUCUUUUGUGCUAACGCGUACUAUCAAAUCAAAACUAACGAGGAUAUGACCGCGCCGGACUCGGACGAGUUCCGACGGCUUGAGGAAUUGGAAGUCGAGAGUUACGAUACUGCGAAGAAAAUACGCCGAGAGAUCCUUGAUGAGAGCCGUCGAAAGGCGGAGAGGCUGAUGAGGAAGAUUUCUGAUGCAGCUUCUAGACAGACCUUUGCAGUGAUUCCGGAGUACAAAAGCGUCGACAAGCAGGGCAUUGAGAGCCGGACAGUGGUCGAAGACUUGGCAAUCCUCGCCGACGGCCUGAAUGAGCAAGCCAAUCAGCUCGAUGACUGGCGCGAGCAUGUUAUCCAGCUUCUGCUCAAGGCUCUUGUGGACGAGGACGACGAGAAUGAGAUCACGGGUGACGAAUAUGAGGACUCGACCAAACUCAUGGAAGAAAUCGUGGUCUAUAUCCAGAUCCUUCGGGCGGCCAUUGCUGAUCGUGAAGAAGCUAUCACGGGCCAAACAAAUGAGCUAGUCGAGCACGAGGCCAGGGUUUCACUCCAGCAAGCUUUCAUCGGUGAAGGCCCAUUCCCGGAGAAGGUGGUGGAGCUUUUCGCUGUGCGCGAGAAGAUCAAGCCCAGGCCGAAAAAGGGGCAAGCAGAUCUUCGCUCCCUGAGAGCCGUCGUGGCGAAGCUGCGUAAUGCGACCGUCAAGCUGCGGCAUGAGCUCGCGAACGGAUCGAACCGUGUGAAGCUCGAACUAGAGAUUGUCACAGAGCAGCUCAAGACCACGCAGAGGCAGCUUUCUGAGCAGCUCAAGGUUGUGCAGGCAAUGAAUUCAGAGCUGGACCUCUGUACCUCCACGAUGAAUGCGCGAGUCGAUUUCUACCGUCAAUUGCAGAACGUGUCGGACUCGGUCAAACCGUAUGAAGGACCCUCUGGUGACGAGCAGAUGAAGGUACUCAUAGGUCAGGAAGAAGUGCUCGCGGACAAGCUGGAGGCUUCGAACGCGAAGCACAGGUAUCUUAUCCAUCUCAAGGAAAUGGAUGCCAAAGACGGUGACCAGCGGUUCUGUAUCAUCUGCCGAGAAAACUUCACGCUUGGUGUUCUGACUGUCUGUGGCCAUCAAUUUUGUAAAGAUUGUAUCACGCUUUGGUUCAGGGCACAUCGCAACUGUCCAGUAUGCAAAAAGCAUCUGAACAACUCCAGCCUUCAUGACAUCACUCUGAAACCACAAGAACUCAGGGUUCAUUCAGAUUCAACAACAGCCUCGCCAAAGAAGUCUGCCGAAAGUCCCAAACAAAACGGCACCACGUCAGCCAAAAAGUCUGUGAUCUACAGCGAAUUUAGUGCCGACAAGUUAGCCGAGAUCAAAGACAUUGACCUCGACGGGCCAGCGUUUACGACCAAAGUAGACAAUCUUGUGCGGCAUCUACUAUGGUUGCGGGAGUCAGACCCGGGAGCCAAAUCCAUCAUCUUCUCUCAAUAUUCCGACUUCCUGAACGUGCUCAGGUUGGCAUUCCAACGAUACCGAAUCGGCUUCACCUCGUUUGAUAAGACAAACGGCGCCACGGAAUUCAAGGAGAAUGACUCGAUCGAGUGCUUCUUACUGCACGCCCGGGCACAUUCGAGCGGGCUCAAUCUGGUCAAUGCCAGUCAUGUUUUCCUCUGCGAGCCGCUCAUCAACACCGCGCUAGAGCUACAGGCCAUCGCGCGAGUGCACCGUAUCGGGCAGGACCAGGAGACAACCGUCUGGCUUUACAUUAUAGACGGCACUGUUGAGGAGUCCAUCUACAACCUAUCGGUCCGGAGACGUAUGGCCCAUAUUGGCGACAACACACGGGCACAUGGAAAGGGCAAAUCCACAGAGGUCACUCCGGAGCCCGGUGACGAAGCGAUCGAGGCGGCCAACUCGAUGGAGUUGGAGCACGCCAGGUUGUCGAAGCUGAUGCGUAAGGGCAAGGCGGCCGGCGAGGCGGUUGACAAGGGAGACCUGUGGGAAUGUCUCUUCGGGCACCUCACCCUCGGCAACUCGGUGAACGGCACUGGCGGUGCUAAGGAGCCCGGCCCUGCUAUUCGGGGCUUCCUUGCUGCCGAGGCUGCGGAGCAGAGGCGAGGAGAGGCAAGCGAGGAGGGGCCUUUGCGCCUUGUCAAUGGACUGUAAUAUCUGCAAUACGACCUGCAUGGAAAUGAUGCCGGUCUAUAUAAUGCCUCCCUGGCUGGAGAUCAACCCCCGGCUCCCUAGUAAUGAGAUAGAAGAUGUACGGCUCCUCGUCCUAAAGGGCAUCUUUACGUGAGAAGGUUGCCCGUUGAUAAGUAGGAAAGAAGCUUUGUCUUGGUUCCUCAACAUGCGCUGCUGGGAAAAUAACAAAUGUACACGCUUUGGUAAUGCGG